Rodentolepis nana is the source of this 2652-nucleotide messenger RNA. Lineage: Eukaryota; Metazoa; Platyhelminthes; Cestoda; Cyclophyllidea; Hymenolepididae. The record is from the annotation of a GenBank genome assembly.
AUGUAUUCUCCAAUUGGUGGUAUCAUUAAAAUCAUCGCUAAGGGUGAUGGUCUUGUAUUAGAGACAACUACCAAACUGACUACGCGUCUUUCACUACUUCUGCUUCUAUUUUUUAUCGACGGUAGUAUUAUCGGUUCCAUGAGCUAUAAGGAUACAAUUCAAAACUCAACUAGUCUGUCAGAGAUAACCGGUGACUUUGAUGUCGAUCCAAAGUCACAGCUGUGUGGCGUUGCCGAGAGUACAAUGGUGAAAGAGUCUCCCGAUGAAACGACUACAAAGCAAAGCUUUUCUUUCACAAGUUCUUUCCAGGCAAAUAAUACAAAAUCCAAUUGCCGAGGAGAUGUUGUGGAAGAUAAAAAUACCGAUACCGGUAAUAAUUUUUGCAGACAAGGUUUGGGUGAUCAUUUGCAAGUUCAAGGCAGGAUAUCCUCGAAUAACCUGUUUUCUAAUGAUCAACUCCCUAAUUCCACAGUUUCGGAUGUACUCGAAAACAAUAUCGAAUCAAUGAAAUCCUUGUCUUUGAAGCCGGAUAAUGGACCGUCUGGAUUCCCUUCAUUGAAUUCUAGCACUUCCAAAAAUCGUGAUUUGGCUUUUUCCGGAAUGACUGGUGAUGUCAAUCCAUUUUCAUUCGAACGAAGUCAGUCAGCUCAAAAGUUCGACGCUUGCAAUUUCCUCGGAGAUGGUUUAAAUAACAAUUCAAGCGGAAAAAGUCAUUCAACCCCUGAAUCAAGUUCCGGAAUUGAUGGUCCUUUUAAUGGUCGUAAUCCCCUUCUUCAAGAUUCUGAGACUUCUUCAAUCACCAAUGAAAAUCACAUUGGGGGUAAUUCUACUUCCUAUUGGGGUAACCCUGGAAAUGCUCAAGUGGAUGAUUUGAAUUCCCAAUCAGGUCUGAAUAAUUUGUCGCCACUGUUAACAAACUUGCUUUUCCAUCAAACUGGGAAUUCUCCUGUCAGUACUAACAGUGGUUCACAACCCAAUACAUCUAUCAUAGCUGCUAAACGAGCUCUAAUGGGUGGUCAUCAAGGAGUUAGGCCCUCCUUAUCUCGACCUCCAGGUUGGAGCCCUUCUACCACUUCUUUUGAAUCCUGCUUUCCAACGCAAUCUGAUCAGUCAUCAUUUUCUGGAAUUUCCUCUUCCAAGAAUCCCAAUUGGAUUAAUCAAAUUUCCUCCCAAAAUAGUAGCAACUAUCCCUGGUCUUCUGCAUCAUCUCAGCAAAAUUCAUUCAAGGCAAGUUUCUCCGAAACUGCUUUGGGAUUUCCAGGGAAUAACAUUGGAAAUGGUGGCAUGAGGUUUGGACCAAAUCCUAAUCUCUCUAACAUUGGUUCGAGUAAUGGUUUUCCGAAGAAUGCAACUUCUUCUAACCCGACGUCAAUGUAUUCCAUGUUCCCUAAACGUCAAGCACAUCGCGCUAUGACACACUGGCAAACACAACACCAAAGUCAACAACAUAUGCAACAAACUCCACCCUCAGCCUUGUUGAAUAAACAACAACAUAACAAUUCAGAUUUUUCCGGUUCUGGUAGUGGUCAGCAGGAGAGUAUAUUGAGCCAAAAACUCUCUCACGGCAACUUUGGAUCAGGUCUGAUGUCUGGUAAUAUGGACGGGUUGAAUGCGGACAAGUACUCUAACUUCGCCUUCGACCAGCAUCUGAUUGAAAUCAUGAAAUCUAUGGACUCCUCGGGUAACUCCCAAUCUGGUCUGCUUGAUGAUCUUGGCCUUGGGAUAUCUGCAAUAGAUAAUUAUCAUGGUGGAAAUUUACAUUCUAUGUCUAAUUUGCCGCAAUCGAGAUCUGGUUUAAUGCAAAAUCAGGGUCUCCAUGGCUUGAGUAAUGCUCACUCAAGUCUCAAUUCUAUUGCGCCUAGGGAGGAGGGUUAUUCUCGUAAAGUUUUUGUCGGUGGAUUACCUCCAGAUAUUGAUGAGGAGGAAAUCACCACAGCUUUUCGUCGUUUCGGUGCUUUGAUUGUGGAUUGGCCGCAUAAAACAGAAAGCAAGGCUUACUUCCCUCCUAAAGGCUACUGUUUCCUGCUAUUCCAAGAAGAGCAAUCAGUACAAAAUUUAAUUAAUGCUUGUAUUGUUGAUGAGGGGAAGUACUACUGGUGUGUUUCUUCGCCGACAAUGAAAGAUAAGCCCGUGCAAAUUCGCCCAUGGAAUUUAGCGGAUUCUGACUUUGUUAUGGAUGGUUCUCAGACUUUGGAUCCUCGUAAAACCAUCUUUGUCGGUGGUGUACCAAGACCUCUUCGUGCAAUCGAACUUGCCCUCAUUAUGGAUCGACUCUAUGGAGGUGUUUGUUAUGCUGGAAUUGAUAUCGACCCAGAACUUAAAUACCCUAAAGGUGCCGGUCGUGUAGCUUUCUCUAAUCAGCAAAGUUACAUAGCCGCAAUUAGUGCGCGAUUUGUUCAAUUACAGCACAACGACAUUGACAAACGGGUUGAGGUCAAACCAUACGUGUUGGAUAAUCAAAUGUGUGAUGAAUGUCAAGGCGCUCGCUGCGGUGGAAAGUUUGCACCACUAUUCUGCGCUAAUGUCACCUGUUUACAGUACUACUGUGAACAGUGCUGGAUGCAAAUCCACAGUCGCCAGGGUCGUGAGUUCCACAAACCCCUUGUCAAGGAGGGCGCUGAGAGACCGCGUCCAGCUCUUUAUCGUUGGUAG